Cornus florida is the source of this 1781-nucleotide messenger RNA. RefSeq lists its product as uncharacterized. Lineage: Eukaryota; Viridiplantae; Streptophyta; Magnoliopsida; Cornales; Cornaceae. Gene Ontology annotation, molecular function: pseudouridine synthase activity; RNA binding. The transcript has 9 exons. The record is from RefSeq and is a predicted model, not a curated record. The coding region runs from base 141 to 1436 and encodes 431 amino acids. Gene Ontology annotation, biological process: tRNA pseudouridine synthesis.
GGCCGAGUGAAUUUUUGAAGAAGCAUUUUGUGUGGGAUAAACCGAGAACUCACAAUAGUUCUUCUCUCUAUCUUCUCCGUCUUCCACAGUAUGGUUCCGGCGAUGCUGUCAGCUUUCCGGCCACUUCAAUCAAGAAGGGCAUGAUAACGUACCCAAGGGUAGGACGGAUUCUGAGAUCUCUAAUGGAAAGCCAAUCUCAGGAAAGGGUUUACUUUCAUUAUAACCACACUGAUGCUUGCAAGUACUCCAGAUGGACCUCUAGGGAAUGUUAUGAAUUCAUGUAUGAUAGACCUUGGCAACGAGUACUUGAUUUUUAUUCAAAUGUAGUCAAUGGUAGAGCUUCCUUGUCAGCAUUGUUUGGAACGGAGACACAAACUGCUGAAAUUAUAAAGGCUUCUGAUAUAUGUGAAUCAUCGAGUGUUCCAUCCAAAGAUAGGUCAGGAAGGUGGGCAAGAGUAACAUUUAAGAUAGUCCUUUCAUAUCAUGGAGCUUCUUUUGACGGGUGGCAGAAGCAGCCUGGCUUGGACACUGUUCAAGGUUUGGUAGAAAAAUCUCUUGGGGAAUUUGUUGAUGAGAAGAAAGCACAACUGCUGAAAGACAAGGGUUUACCACUUGAAGGCUGUGCUUUGGUUGCUGGGCGCACUGACAAGGGAGUGACAGCUCUUCAGCAAGUUUGUUCUUUUUAUACUUGGAGAAAGGAUGUUAAACCUAGAGAUAUUGAAGAUGCCAUUAAUAUUGCAGCACCAGGAAAGCUCAGAGUCAGAUCUGUGACUGAGGUGACACGUGCAUUUCAUCCUAACUUCUCUGCCAAAUGGAGGCACUAUUUGUAUAUAUUCCCUUUAAAUGAUGGAGAGAUGGGGGAGCAAAGCAGUGCAAAUGAGGAGGAUGUUGAGAAUAUUAAUUCUAUUAAAAAUCAUGAUAAAACAGAGUAUAAAUGUGGGGAGGACUUUGGGGCAUCAAAUUUUGAGAACUUUCUUGACCAAGGCAAUGAUGAGCUUGAAAGCCAGAAUAAACCAACGAGUUUUAGAGUAAGCAAGGUCAAUCAACUUCUAUAUCAAUUAGAAGGAAAGUUAUUAUCCUAUAAGAUGUUCGCACGGGAUACUAAAGCUUCAAGAAACAUUGGUCCACCAACGGAGUGUUUUGUCUACCAUGCCCGAGCCAAUGAAGUUAUAUUACCAUGUUCUACCAAGGAUGGGAAAGGUACAAAGGCAAUGUGUGUUGAGUUGGUCGGUAACCGCUUUUUACGUAAGAUGGUUCGAGUUCUUGUGGCAACAUCAAUAAGGGAAGCAGCUGCUGGUGCAGAAGAGGAUGCAUUGCUAAAGUUAAUGGAUGCUACAUGCAGACGUGCCACCGCUCCACCAGCACCCCCUGAUGGUCUUUGCCUUGUUGACGUAGGGUACACACAGUUUAACCCACAAAAUUGCCUCAUCUGUUGAGGUAAAACUAACAUCACAAUUAUAGAGAUGCAAAUUUCCUAUUUCAAAUAUAGGAGUUCAGGACCCACGUGCUUCAAUGGGUCCCACCAGAGAAUUUUCCCAAGUGAAAAAUAGCUAAUCUGUUGGUAUUCAACACCAAAUCCAACAUAGUCCCGUUUUGUACGACAUACUUGAUGAUUCAAAUUAAAAUUUUAUUUUCGUCUCACAUUUAGUAGUUUCUCCUGGAAAUUUGUAUCAAAGCAUACCCCAUUGAACUCUGGCUGUAGCCUGUAUUUAGUAGUUUUUAGAAGAAUUAUUCAAGAUGUUUUGCAAUAGAAAUGAGUCGGUACUUGUCAGCAAAGAUAA